AGGGUUGGAUAUAUGUACAUACAUAUACAUAUGUGUUUUUAUAAACAUAACAGUAAAGAUAGUGGAUAGUGGAUAGCCGGGCGUGACGUACUAUCAGGGCCGAUAAGCCCCACAACCGAUCCCAACUGCGCAGCGGCAGCGCCAGCAGCAGCAACAACAACAACAACAACAGCAGCAGCAACAACAACAACAAGCAGGCAAUCAGAACUGCGCCUUGUUAUGAUUUCCACGGAAAUUGGAAACUCCGGAUAAAGCUGGCCAAUCAACUUGUUGCGGGAUCCGCAGCGUCGCCCAGUAUUGAUUUAGCACAUAUAGCUGACAGUUGUGAUUCCGAUUCCCAGCCAGCUGUCUUCUCUGUAUCUGCCCCAAUAUAUAUACAUACAUAAAUAUAUAUUCCAUAAGCGACGCUACGCUACGCUUCUCCAAAAACCGAUACGAUACCAUAUUUGUGUUCGGUUUUCAUUCGUGGAGGGCAUCGAAAGUGCUGUAGGAGGAGGAGGAGGAGAAGGAGGAGGAGGUAGUGGACACCAUACCAUACACAUUAGAGCAAAGCGGAAUUGACGCAAUUGUUGAGAACUAUUUUUAAUGGCCAGCCAGCGGGUCGAAAAUGUACGAAAGUCAUCAAAUAUUCAGAAGACGACAAGCAGUCAAUAAGGAGGAGAGUCAGUGAUUGCCCGGAUUUGGAGUGUCAAUUGGCCGAUGGAAUCGGAGGAGUACGCAGUGGACGCCAUCGCCAUGGAGAGUCGCCACCGCUUGCCACUGUUCCCCAUCGAACCGGAGCCAUGCGCCACGACCACGCAGCGCCUGACGCUCCUGGCCACCAGACUACUGCGUGCACUGCAAUUAAACUGGAGGAUUAUUGUUUCGGGCAUCACGCUGACACUGCUGGCCGUCAUCUGGUAUUAUCCCACCUUCUUUCUGUUCUUCGCCUUCGUGGUCUAUUCUCUGGUCUUGGUCUUUGCUGCUGUGGCCGGCACCGUCUAUAUCCAUUAUAUAUUCACCACCAACGAGCCGACGCCACCGAGUCGCGUGUCCUCGCGACUGCUCUACAAUGCCACCAAGAGCAACAUCUUUGAUCUGCCAAAGCCCAUCAAGAAUCCAUCGAAUCUGCCAUUGAUAUUCGGUAAAACAGUGGAUCUGCAGCUCCAGCAGAUCAUUGAGUAUGUGCUGCGGGACUUUAUGUUGCCCUGGUUGGGGUAUGUGGUCACCAAGCCCAAGCUGAUCAACGAUGUGGUGCGCGAGGAUCUGUGGAAUGCCAUACAGAAGAUUCAUGAGCGGGCCACCAGGAUGGAUGCCGCCAAGAUCAUAGCCGUGGACAUGGUCAACCGGGUGACAGUGCAUCUCGAGAAGAUUCGCAUUGCCGAGGCCAGAGCGGCUGAUACAAAUUCGCCGCCAGUUUUUAGUACCAACUCGUACCUCGCCGACGAGGAGAAGGAGAUGGAAUUCCUGCGCAAGCUGUGCGAGAUUAUGGUGAUCCUGCUGCUGCCUCGCGGCUACUCUUUGCCACCCUUGAAGGUUCUGCUUAGCGAGAUUCUCUCCUACAAGAUAUUCUUUCCGAUGAUCAAAAUGCUAACCGCACCGGACUACAUCAACCAGAAGGUGGUACAGAACAUUGAGACCCGUUUGGCGGCGGCGGCGAUGAGCAAGCGGAGCUACGAGUAUGCAGCCAGCUUCGAGGACUUCCUCAAGAUCAUCAACAACUCGGGCAACCUCGAGGAGCUCUCGCUCAUCCGCAAGAGCAUUGUGAACGACCUGAUGCAUGCCACCACCAUGCAGAACCUGCAGCGUGCCAAAGGCCUCGAUCCGGACCACGAGGACCACUCGCUCUCCAAGUCGGAGCUUACGGCCGCCGUGCGGCUGAAGCGCUACGUCCGCCAGCUCACGAUGGCCAAAAACGAGUGCGAGAAGAACCUGGCCAAGUUCGGCUGGAAUGGCAACUACUCCAGCGAUGUUGACCUGACGCUGGUUGAGAUCCUGAACACGGCGGUGGGCCGUCGCUACUUCACCCUGUUCCUGGAGCCACUGAAGGCGAGCGCCCUGAUCGGCUUCUACCUGGCCGUGGAGGAGAUCAAGCAUGCGCACAAGUCGGUCAGCCACCAGUUGGGCACCGAGAUCUUCUACACGUACAUCCGGGUGCCCAAAUCGGAGAUACAGAUCGACAAGCACGAACGCAAGCUGAUCGAAACGUUCCUGCUGGGCGAUGCCGAUCCGGACAUCUUCUUUGAGAUCCAGCGCAACGUACUGCGCACACUGGAGGAGAAGUACUAUCCGCCAUUCGUGCUGAGCGAUCAGUACCGCCAGCUGAAGGAGGCGCUGGACUCCAAUGAGAUAGCCGAUCCCACGCUGAUGAUGUGCCACCCCAUGGGCGAUGCCCCGGAGCCGCUGGCGGAUGAGCAUCCUGGUGCAACGGAUGGCCUUAAUGGCGGUGCCGGCGGUGCCAUCGAUGUGGCCGCCCACACAUCGUAUGCACGCCGAAAGUUGGAACAAAUACAGGAGCGCAUUGACAAGAAGAACCAGGCGCUGGACGCCCUCAAGUACUCGGUGAAGCCGGAGUCCAAGGUCCUCUCCAUACUCGAGAAGGAGAUGGAGUGGCUGAAGAGCGAGAAACGCCAGACGGAGGCACAUUUGCGGCGCACGGACGCCUGGACGGAGCACCUGGGCAAGUGGAAGGCCACCAUACAGAGUGUGGAGGUAUCCGAUGAGAAGGAAUCGUUGCAGUUCAUGAUCCUGGUGCAUGUGGACGAGGACAUCAAUGCCCCAGUUCAGCCGACGACGUCAUCGAAAAACGGUGACGGCGGCCAUGCCAAUCUUCGCAAGCGUCCCUCGGGCAUCUCCAGUGGCUGGGUGGUGAUGCGCUCCCUCAACCAAGUGCAUGAGUUGCAGCGGAAACUGCGCCACGUUAGCUCCAACCUGAAGGCCAUCGACCUGCCAACGAACUUCAAGUUCUUUUUUCUGAAAACCGAUCGACAUGGCCAAGAGAAGGCCAAGGCACAGAUUCAAAAGUUCUUGAAUUUCAUCCUGGAAGACGACCAUCUGAAUGGCAGCGAGGCCAUCUACACGUUUCUCAGCCCCAGUUCCGAUCACCUGAAGCAAUCGUUGCCCUCGCCAAAGAAGUCCAAGUUCUCGCUGGCCACGCUCUUUCGCAGCGAUGCUGGCAAGGCACACGAGGCCACCAAGGCCACCGAUCCGUUUUGGGGGCUGCAGCGGGACGACGAGGACAUAUCCACGUAUCUGGAUGGCGAGUCGGGCGGAGAGGCCAAAUUGCUGGCUGCCGAUUUGGAUAGCAAGGAUUCGAUAGCGGAACCAAUGUACGCCCUCAUGGGCGAGAUCUUCGACAUGGGCGGUGUGUUCAAAUGGCUGCGCAAGAGCCUCAUCUCCUUUGUCCAAAUCACAUACGGCCGGACGAUCAAUCGCCAGAUCCGUGAGUCGGUGGCCUAUCUCUUCGAGGAGUCCAUGCUGCACAACUACUUUUCGGCCAUCCUCAAGUCAUUUUGGCCGGGCGGCGUCCUGGCCUCCGCCUAUCCAACGCGAUCGGAGGACAUGCGCGAGAUGACGACCACGGCGGCCAAGGCCCUGCUCACCGAUCACAUACCGGAGGUGCUGUGCAACCUGGUCGGCGCCCAGGCGGCCAAGCGAGGUGUCCUCAAGGUGUUCGAGGCGCUGCAGAAUCCCGCCUACAACAAGCAGCUUUUCUACGAGCUGCUCGAGAUACUGAUGAUUGAGUUUUUCCCCGAAAUCCGCCAGCUGCGGGUGAGCAAUGCCAACGGAACCAACGCCAAGUUAAAUACGGCCACCGCUGGAGCGGCAGCUGCCUCAGCAGCGGCGGCACUGGUGGCGGCCACGGCAUCCGCUUCGCUGCCCUCGCUGAACCACAGUGGUGCAUCGGUGGCGGGACACCAGAACCAUCAGUCCGGAUCCUCAGCGACGACGGGCGGAUCCUCGGCGAGCGGAAGCGUCGCCCUCGGCGGUGGAGCAUCAGCCGGGUCGCACCACCAAUCGCACUACCACCACGCAUCCCACCACCACCACCAGCAGCAGCAGCAGCAGCACCACCACCACCACCAUUCGCAGGCGGGCAGCUCCAAGUAGAGUACUUUACUUUAACUUAAGCCUCUGUUUUUUUUGUUUUUUAUUUAUGUUUUUCGUUUUGUUUCGAUUUUAUGUUUGAUGUUUAAUGCUCUCUCUGCAUCUCUUUCGGAUCGGUGGAUGUUGUCGAUUUAGCCGGAGAAAGUGAUCACGAGGAAUAGUUAAGUAGGGCCACAAAAGAACUCAGUAGUUACCAGUAUCAUUCCCUGUACAAAAUGCAGAUUCCAAAAAAAACCAAUUGAUUUAUUAGCCCCAUGUUGAUUCGUUUGUCCACAAUCACGUCCUGUAGCCGGAUUUGUUUGUUUGUUAUGUGUAUAUGUCUGUAUAUAGGUCAGUAUUAAGCGUUGUACCAAAUUGUUGUUUAUAUACUUAUAUACUCGUAUAGUGAAAUGUGACACUCAGCUUUGAUUGAUUAUAGAUAUUUAGUUUAGUAGCAGGGGUAUUGAGCCCAAAGUUGCGUCUGCAGCUGGCAGCUGGUGAGUCCGGUGCCUGUGAUCCCCAUUCCGCUCCAGCUGCAGAUUCGUUUGCCCCACAAGAAAAGAUUGUAGACCACAAAAAACAGGUGAGAUUAGUUCGAGGCAAAGGUGUAAGCGUAUUAAACAGUGCGUUCCAUGGCCAUAAGGCAGGCAUAGAGGUCACAACUUUAUAUUUACUCCAUUUGGUGAUUCUUUAAAGGCAGGAUUUUAAUUUAAUUAUUGUUUAACUCUAAGAUUUAUGUUUGAUUUCGAUUAAACCCUUUUAUCUGUUACUUAUAGUUUAUUUUAUCACUUUCCCAAUAGUCCAACAACAACUGUAUUCUUAUUUCGAAUUUGUAUUUAAAAACCUUUUACACUGUAAUUAAAAUUUGUAUUUAAAAUAUUCCUUACUGACCGAAAAUUGUACUUUACAUUUUAUUGGACAUAAUUGUUAAGUACUAUGGUAUCAAAUAACCUUUAUGACUAAAUGUUGGAUGAGGCUGUCUGAAAUACAGUGCGUUUGAUAACAAUAAAACAGUCGCAAGUGAGGACUUCGAAGAAGUAUUAAUCCUAUAGCAUUUGGAUUGCAUCCAAUUGCAUUUUGAUACCAAAUUAAGUACACAAAUCGAAAUUAGUAAAUUGAAUAACGACCGAAAACUGUUUUAUGGACCUGAAACGUCCAAUCCACAACCAUUCUAGUACUAGGCAAAAUGGCACUUUGACGAUUCAUCCCAGUGAGCCAAACGUAUCCCACUUAAGACCCACAUCCAGGUAGACCUUCUAGGCGCUUUCAAUCUAUUUAUGUAUUGCAGUUGUACACUUUUAUGUGAAAAUGCGAAAUAAAGAUCGCUAUUUAUGUA
This is a messenger RNA of Drosophila elegans, 5401 nucleotides long. RefSeq names its product sorting nexin-25 (gene snz). Gene Ontology annotation, cellular component: intracellular membrane-bounded organelle. NCBI's taxonomy places the organism in Eukaryota, Metazoa, Arthropoda, Insecta, Diptera, Drosophilidae. The record is from RefSeq and is a predicted model, not a curated record. The coding region runs from base 700 to 4089 and encodes 1129 amino acids. Gene Ontology annotation, molecular function: phosphatidylinositol binding. The transcript is spliced from 12 exons.